This is a messenger RNA of Dermacentor silvarum, 907 nucleotides long. RefSeq lists its product as uncharacterized. The record is from RefSeq and is a predicted model, not a curated record. The transcript has 3 exons. NCBI's taxonomy places the organism in Eukaryota, Metazoa, Arthropoda, Arachnida, Ixodida, Ixodidae. The coding region runs from base 227 to 670 and encodes 147 amino acids.
CUACUGCUAUCACUCUUACAAUAAAGCUGAAUCGUUAUUUUAUCAGCAUCGCCAGCGCCCCCAUCUACACCUUCGUAAAAACAUCAGCGCGUUCUUGCCCACUGUCAAAUCUGUCCGGGCAAACCUCCAUAAUCUGUAUGCCAGCGCAACCACUUCUUCCGAAGCUUGCCGCCCCUUUACUUCAAGACUGCUAGCUACGGCCACUACCCCGCAACGAAAAUACGCUAUGUUCAAGCUCGCCUUGGUCGUGCUACUGUGCUCGGUCUUUGUCGCAUCGAAGAUGGACAACUUUUUCGAAGGCUGCGUCGAGAAACCGGAAGAGGAACAAAAGCCUGGUGACUGCAUCAUCGCGCCCCACAGGUGGCUUACCUCGAACACGUACCGACGCUUUGCGCACAAAGCCCUGGAGAACAGCACUAUUCAACCGGAUGAGGGAAAUCUGAACACGCUUCUUGAACUGACUCGUGCAGCAGCUCAGCUGUCCCAUGGUAUUAUCAUCAGAGUCGAGUUCACGACCGUCGAGAGCACCUGCAACAGCUCGGUCGCCUACUCCGCGAAGCAGUGCCUACCAAUUGGAAGCGCGGCCAAUGGUCACUGUCAGGCUAGGUUUCGGUUCUAUGGUCAUCUGAGGCUUCAGCAUGCCUGGUGUGGUCCACUGAACGAAGACUAAUCACUGGCAGCUUUUACAUGACAUGACAAGCACUCAAGCGCAUCAUCGCCUCAAAUGUAGGCACUCAAUAAAGUUCAUAAUCGCUAUUCCGUGUCGUGUCCAUCCAAGCUCUCAACAAUCACGUUUGCGGCUACCCUUGACCCUAAAUGGCUCUAUGGAACCCCCCUAACGGCUGGCAUUGUUGAGAAGUUCACGCACAACAGUUCGCAUCUUUCAACUAGGCAGUUAACUUCAGUU